AUGUGCAAGCAGGACGGGCACAGCCGACGGACCGACCGAACGACGUCGAUGCCACCGCCGCUUGACCUCCACUGUGCGUGCGACGACGCCCGACUUUGCGGAAUUGCGGUGCUACCGUACAUACAGUACCUGCGGCAAUCCGCCGUGGCGAGAAGCAAGAGAAGAAUAAGAAGAAAAGGUGGACAGAGGAGAAAGAAGAACCAAGGCGUCGUUGCGACGAUGGCCGACCGACCGACCGACCGAGCGCGCGUGCGUGCGUGCGUGCGUUCCUCGGUCAUCUUUGUUGGCCUGCCGCUGCCUGCCAUCGUUGGUCCGUCUGUGCAGGCUGGCCCCUAUAUUCUGGGAUUGUUCCACGACAGACUGAGGCAGGGACAGAGACAGAGAUAG
Molecule: messenger RNA, 387 nt
Organism: Pseudozyma flocculosa PF-1
Lineage: Eukaryota; Fungi; Basidiomycota; Ustilaginomycetes; Ustilaginales; Ustilaginaceae
Exons: 1
Coding region: 1-387 (128 amino acids)
Source: RefSeq, a predicted model, not a curated record